This is a messenger RNA of Fusarium sp. VM40, 1134 nucleotides long. The record is from the annotation of a GenBank genome assembly. Lineage: Eukaryota; Fungi; Ascomycota; Sordariomycetes; Hypocreales; Nectriaceae.
AUGUCAGAAUCACAAGCCUGGGUAUUUUCGCAACGGGGGCUUCCCUGGGAUGUCCUAUCUUUCACAAGUCAACCCAUCCCAACUUUACCACCUCCUCUUCCGUUGCCCAAAGACGCACCGAACCCGGAAGAAUGGAUUGUUGUCAAGGUGGCCUUUGUAGGCCUCAACCCAGGCGCCAUUUUUCAGAUGAACCUCGUCCCACCAUUCAUAAGACAUCCAUCUUGUGUUCCUGAAAUGGACUUCUCAGGUACCGUGACUGACGUAUGGUCUCCGGAUGAUGAGUCCGUGUCAGCACCAACGAGAAGAUUCAAUAAGGGGGAUAAGAUCCUCGCCAUGCUGCCAGCUAGCCAUACUUUGCCUACUGGAACAGGUGCUUUAGCUGAAUAUGUUCGGAUUCCAGCGCGAUAUGCUGUACACAAGCCCGAGGGUGUGAGCUUUGGUGAUGGAGCGGGCUGUUUGCUAACAGGCCUGACGGCAAGGCAGUUGGUGCGCGAGUCGGGAGCGAAGCAAGGUGACCGCGUGUUAGUGAAUGCUGCAAGUGGCGGAAUAGGCUCUUUGGUCGUACAGAUGCUUCGAAAGGUGGUUGGGGCUGAGGGGUACAUCGUCGGAAUCUGCAGCGGCAAGAAUGCUGAGUUAGUGCAGAGCCUUGGAGCUGAUGAGGUCAUCGAUUAUACGCAGCACAAUCCCUUGGCGCAGCACUUGACAGAGAAAUUCUCAUCAAAGCCCUUCAACACUAUCAUCGACACACUUGGCAACCAAGCGCUAUACCUUGCCUCACCCACAUACCUUGUUCCGGAUGGCAACUAUUCUUCCGUCGGUAUAAAGCCGCCCACAUUCUUUGUACCAGACUUCCUCCGCGCUGUGCUGCAAAUGAAGCUCAACGAAUGGUGGCCUGUAUCGCCCUGGCUCGGCGGCGUGGGACGCAAAUGGAUAGGCACGUCCAUGAUGAACCCUACGCUCCAAGACCGGCAGGCUGUAGCGGAUAUGUUGGGUCGAGGCGACAUUAGACUCGUGAGAGACAGCGUCUGGGCGUUUUCUGACACCAAGGAGGCGUAUAGGAAACUUGCCGGACUGCACGCCAGGGGUAAGAUCCUGGUAAAGGUGGAUGGGCAAGUUGGGGACAUGGACGAUUGA